UUCCAAUCCCCUCCAUAUCAUGUGAUUCAGGUGUUCCAAUCCCCUCCCAAUCAUGUGAUUCAGGUGUUCCAAUCCCCUCCAUGGACACAGGUGUAUACAAUCAAGCCCCUAGGCAUGCAGACUGCUUCUACAAACAUUGGUGAAAGAAUGGGUCGCUCUCAGGAGCUCAGUGACUCCAAGCGUGGUCCCGUGAUAGGUGGCCACCUGGGCAAUAAGUCCAUCCGUGACAUUUCCUGGCUACUAAAUAUUCCACGCUCAACUGUUAGUGGGAUUAUAACAAAGUGGAAGCCACUGGGAACAACAGCCACUCAGCCA
Messenger RNA from Staurois parvus, 315 nucleotides. The record is from the annotation of a GenBank genome assembly. Lineage: Eukaryota; Metazoa; Chordata; Amphibia; Anura; Ranidae.